AUGGUACAAACAAGACAACAGUUGCGCAAACAAGAAGAAUUCGACCAAUUACAGGUUAGUGAAGAAUUGAAACGAUUGAGUGUUAUUGAAGUUGACCAAAUAAAUAAUCCAACGGAACAACAACAUAUUGUAUAUGGUCCUAUUUCAUUUAUGAUGACGGAAAAACUAGUUAACAGUAUACUAUCGAACAAUUUGGAAAAAUUACCAAAAUUUGGUGGUAAACGUAAUGAAAAUGUGAAAAAAUGGUUGCUUGAUAUUACAAAUGAAUUGAAUCUGGUUAACCUUAAUGACCAUCAAAAACCAUCUGUGAUUCAAACAUUUCUCUUGGAUGACGCUCGUCGCUGGUUCAUCAACAAUAUGUCUGUGAUAACAGAGUGGUCUAUAUUUACGAUUCAAAUACAAAAAACAUUUUCAUCAACACUGCACCAAGAGCUAGCUAUAAAAAAAAUUGGUGCGCGUCAACAAGGGCUUGAUGAAACUAUUUUGCAUUAUUAUAAUGACAUGAUGGAUACGGAUAUGAAUGGUCAAUUAAAAGUUGCAUAUCUGAAAGCAGGUCUCAAAGUUUCUUUAAAAAAAGAUGUGAUGCGACAGGACCCAAAAACCCCGGCACAAUUCCUGGAAGUGGCACAAGUGGAAGAAAAAUUGAACUCGUCAUUAACUAUGCAAAUGGACAAUGUCCAAACAUCACAUACUAGUUCUGUAUCCACAAUUAAAUCCCCUAUCAGAUCUUACCCUCAACAACUACAGCAACCUUCGCAAUCAUCAUCAAAAGCUAGAUGUUAUCGAUGUAAUAGAAAUAAUAUUGUUCAAUUAACGAUUUAUAAUCCCACAAAGAAAUUAGUAACACUUCCCAGACGUAUGUUUUUGGAAACAAUUGAUCAUUUGGCUUCAGAUACAUAUUGUUCAACAUUAUUUUCAAAUGGAAUAACGCAGGAAUGUGAUGUCAACCAAGAAAAAGAAGCACAAACUGUACCAUUAAAUACUAUUACUGACUCAUUAAGCCAGCAUCUCAAAAUCAAUGAACAACAAUAUCAACAAUUACUAAAUUUUCUACAAGAACAUCGUGUACUGUUUGAUACCUCUCAACCAAGAACGAUCAAGACCAAGAUACAUCAUGUAAUCGACACAGGUGAGCAUUCUUCGGUAAAUGCAAAGCCAUACUUUAAGACCAUUGAUCAACGUAAAAAUGUUCAACAAGAGAUAGAUAAAAUGUUAAAAAGUGGUAUAAUUGUUCCGUCACAUUCUCCACGACUCAAUUCGAUUACCAAAAAUGAUUCUUAUCCACAACCUACGGUUGAGGAACUCUUACUACGCUUAGGUGGUCAUUCUUGGUUUACCAAAUUAGAUUUGAAAAAUGUAUUCAGUGUAUUAAGUGAGCAUCGAUUUACAUUAAAUCCUGAUAAAUGCUCAUUAGCUAAACAACCAAUUGAAUUUUUAAGCCAUACAAUCACAAAAGAUGCAAUUAUUCCAUCUAAGGAACGUAUUCAAGCCACACUUGAUAUUCCUCAACCCACAACAUUGGCUCAAGCAAACAAAUUUUUUGGAAAAAUUGGAUGGUAUAGGAAAUUUAUUCCAAAGUUUACUGAAUUAGCUGCUCCUAUCCAUAAAGUCACCAACAAGACAAAGAAGAAAAAACGAGAAUUUUAUUGGCAUGAGGAUUCAUUUUUUCAAGCAGCAAAUAAGUUAAAACAAGUAUUAACAGAAGAACCACUAGUAUUGAAGUAUCCUCAUCCAACUGCACCGUUUAUUUUGGCUACUGAUGCAUCGGAAAGUCAAAUACAGAAAAGUCGAAAUCAUGAUGAUGCAGAUGGCAUGUCACGACCGGAAGUCAAUGAUCAACAGCCAUCAUUAAAUAUUAUGACGAGAUCAAUGACGAAAACUGUUGUUUGUCGCACAUCAAAUAGUAACGACAAUGAAUCAAUUUCAAUAACUAAUGAUGAUACUCCGGUAUCGACCGUAAUGACAUUCGAUUUCAGUUUCGAACGCAUUAGUGAGGAACAGAAGCGUGAUCCUCAAAUAGCUCACAUCAGGAAACAAUUAUCCAGACGAAACACCAGUGAUCCAACUUAUAUAAUAGAAAAUGAUGUUUUAUACAAAAUGAUACGACUACCACCUGCAUUUACUAAAACUAAACUAAUAUACAUUCCAUUAUCAAUGCAAGAGGAAGUGAUUCGAUGUUAUCACGAUCAUCCAACUGGUGCUCAUUUUGGACUCAAUCGAACCUGGCUCAAACUUCGCAAAUCAUGCUAUUGGCUUGGUACGAAGAAGAUAGUUCAAAAUUACAUUAGAUUCUGCGACAAAUGUGCCAGAUUCAAUGUUCGUCGAACAAAAGCACCUGGUCAUUCACUACCAAUAGAAUACGCACAAGGCGCUUUAGAAUUAAUUGGUAUGCACUUCUGA
Didymodactylos carnosus is the source of this 2400-nucleotide messenger RNA. NCBI's taxonomy places the organism in Eukaryota, Metazoa, Rotifera, Eurotatoria, Philodinida, Philodinidae. The record is from the annotation of a GenBank genome assembly.